GACUCCACAAUAAGUGCCCUUAGAAGGAAACCCCGUCAGACUACACUGUUGUUUUUAUGUCUAGUGUGGCAAGAGGAUUCACUGUUAAUAGCCAUUUUCCUGCUCACUGACAGAUUAUGAUGCACCCUGCUUUGGAUAAUAUUUCAUGAUAUUUCGAUCUGAUCAGAACUGAAGGGAAAUCUCAGACAUUGGCUACGUUUGCAUCGGACAGAUUUAUCCACGCCAUCAAAAGGUGUACUCAAACUAAUCCCGGUGUGUGUUACCCAGGAUAAUCUCCCUGAGUGUGUUCGUGGAGGGGCCGGUGUGUGCGGGGACGCAGUAGCCGCUGUGUGAGGCAGCGGAGGCGGGGAGGAGAGCCGCGCAGUCCCCGGUGGAUGACACGGGUAUGGAGAUGUUGCGCCGCUCCUCUGUGUUCGCGGCUGAAGUGUUUGACCGAUCACCCACCGACAAGGAGCUAGUGUCCCAGGCCAAAGCACUGUGCAGAGACUACAUCCAUUCCAGGCUGAACCGUGCCGGGAUAGGCUGGUCCAAACCCGAACACGGACUGGCUGCGUCAGGUGGGACACUGGGAGAGGUGUCCUCGGUCCUCCUGUGGCUGGGUGAUGAGUUGGAGUACCUUCGCCCCAAUGUUUACCGAAAUGUAGCUCGACAGCUCAACAUAACAGUGGCCUCAGAGAGCGUGGUGUCAGAUGCUUUCUUGGCUGUGGCUGCAGAUAUUUUCUCCACAGGUGUGACUUGGGGAAAGGUGGUUUCUUUGUACGCUGUGGCAGGAGGCUUGGCAGUGGACUGUGUACGCCAUGGUCACCCCGCUAUGGUCCAGACCAUAGUUGACUGCAUGGGGGAGUUUGUCCGCAAGAGUCUGACCUCCUGGUUAAGAAGGAGAGGAGGAUGGGUGGACGUUACGAAAUGUGUGGUGAACACUGACCCCAGCUUCCACUCUCAUUGGCUGGUCUGUGCUGUCUUUGCCUUUGGACAUUACCUGAAGGCCAUAGUGCUGUACCUUCUAAGAGACAAGUGACAGACAGAGUCGGUCACACACUGGAUUGUGAACAGACUGAGCAGCUCAGUGCACUACACCACUCUGCUAAAGCGCCCACUGCUAUGGAUUAUGUUUACACUCAAUUGCACUGAGCCUCCACUGAUGGACCACUACCACUACAUAGAGAACAGACCCUUCUCACUUCCUCUGCUUCCCUUGCACGUUUGUCUAUUUAUGAUUUAUAUGUGGCACAUGCUUGGUGUGAACUUAUAAAAUUGCUCACGGGAAUAUGCAACUUAAAUGCUUCUUUUUGGUUUCCAACAAAGAGCAGAAUUGUGUGUGUUGCUGUGUUUAACUGUGGUUUAGCUGCCUCUAGUGGUUUGAAAUGGUAAGUAUUUUGAUAAAGAGUUUGAAGAUAUUUGUCGGGAUCUUGAGGUCAUCCAUAUGAACUUGGUUUUGCAAUCAUAUGGAGUUUUCACCUGUACAGCACAUCUGGUUUAACCAACAAGUGCUUGCUAAAUGAGUGCAAGUGCAACUUAUUGGUUCUAACAAAGGGAUUGUGCAUAAAUUAUUAGGGUGUGAAAAGCUUCUUGAUUGAACCUUCUUCCCACCAAAAAAAAAUAACAUAUGAAUAAAUUAGUCCUUAUCCUUAGUCACAAUUGGUUUACUUUGUAGCAGGCAAUAUUAUGUUUAUUUCAGGGAUUUAUUAUUAGAAAUCAGGUAGGUUUAGUACCAGUAUUUCUAUAUAAAUAUAAAAAUCAACAGGAUCAUUCCUUGAAGUUGUUCUGUCUUUCAGGGAUAAACACAUAAUACGACACUAUCAGCCUAUAAAUGUUAUAUUAUAUAGCUAUAUAUAACUAUAUAUUAUAGUUAUAUAAUUAGAACUUCAAGUUCAACCUAAUACUUUUUAACACCACAUUUUAUGCCAUGGUAAAAUGUCUGGCAUCAUGACAGAGAGACGUGAUCAUGUGUAAAUCACACAUCAGCAUCAUUUUUAUUUAUGUAUUAAUUUUUCCCCAAGGUUGCAGAGUAUAGUAGUGAUAGCUAAUAACAGUUUAUUCAAAAGAGUUUCAUCAUUUUGGCUAAAUCUGCAAAUUGGCUCACCCUAGUAGUUUUUGUACUGUCCCUACAAACACAAUGCAAAUAUUUCUUGCAGCACAAUACAUUCAAUGCAACUUUGUCCCUGUGUUCAUUGGCCACUGUGAGGCAGUGUUUUAUAAUGCUCCUCUGUAAUUGCAGUAAUGCAAAUUACAAUAUUAUUUCUCUGAGUUAGCGCACUUUGAUAACAUUUCAUUUUAUGAGUAGAAUUUAUUCUGUGAAUAAUUUCACUUCUGUAUGGCAUGUAACAUUAGGAGUUGUGCAAACUGAGCAAGUUUUUGAAAGUAAUUUGCUACUAUAAAUGUUUUGAGUCAUUAAUAAAUGGUUCUUAUGAUAACUCAA
Molecule: messenger RNA, 2419 nt
Organism: Sphaeramia orbicularis (orbiculate cardinalfish)
Lineage: Eukaryota; Metazoa; Chordata; Actinopteri; Kurtiformes; Apogonidae
Gene: boka
Product: BCL2 family apoptosis regulator BOK a
Exons: 5
Coding region: 386-1018 (210 amino acids)
Biological process (GO): regulation of apoptotic process; intrinsic apoptotic signaling pathway in response to DNA damage; extrinsic apoptotic signaling pathway in absence of ligand
Cellular component (GO): mitochondrial outer membrane
Molecular function (GO): BH domain binding
Source: RefSeq, a predicted model, not a curated record